GUACGCUGACGAGCUCCAGCGCUGGAAAAUGUGCCUGGGCAAACACAACCUGACAUUCACUGAAGACACGGAGCGCUGCUUCGGCGUGACGGGCAUCUACCGCCACGAGGGCUUCAAGUACCCUACGGUGCCCACGGUGGAGUUCGACAUCGCCCUCGUCAGGCUGGCUGGGGUGGUGACCCCCAGCGAUCAGAUCUCCUACUCCUGCCUGCCCUCCCUGGAGGAGGUGCUGGAGGGGGGAAAGAAGUGUUACGCCACCGGCUGGGGAGAUGAGACUGGCGAUUCCAUGAAUGCCAAAGUGGCUGAGGCCCUGAACCAGGUGGCCCUGCCGGUGGUGCCAUUCAACACCUGUAAGAGGAUGGACUACUGGUGGUUCCAGGUCAAGACCUCCAUGAUCUGCAUGGGCUACACCUUGCCUGACGAGCUCAAGUCUGUCUGUCAGGGGGAUUCGGGCGGUCCCCUGGUGUGCCAGGACUCUCCCAAUGCUCCCUGGGAGGUGCAUGGCAUCACCAGCUUUGGCCCCAACGGCUGCAUCAUGGACAAGAAGCCCUCUGUGUUCACCCGCGCCUCGGCCUACAUCCCCUGGAUGGAGAAUGUCAUCCGCAGGGACAUGUACAACCAGCACACAUCUGGCUGCGGUGGGCCGAAGGAUAUGACUGGCGAGAGCGGCGUGCUGUCUAGCAUGGGGCACCCGGGCAGCUACAGUAACGGUGCCCGCUGCCAGUGGCACAUCAAGGUGCCCGACGGUAAACUGGUCCACCUGCGCUUCCACAACUUCUCCCUGGAGGACACCCAGCUGUGUCUCAACGACAAGGUCACCAUAAACGACAGCUUAGCCAGCCUAGGUACCUACUGCAGUCACAUGCCCCCUCAGGACCUAGUGAGUAUCGGUGACAGACUGAGCCUCUAUUUCACCUCCAACAACAAGGUGGUGGACACCGGCUUCAGGGCCUCCUGGAAGGCUGUGGAUCCCAGUGAGGUUCCAUGUGGAGGUGUCUUCAGCAGUGAUCAGGGAGAACUCACCUCUCCUAACUGGCCUAAUGACUACCUAGACCAGGCUGUGUGUACCUGGCAUAUCUCCAUCCCCGCAGCUAAGAACAUCCAUAUUGUCUUCACCCAUUUUGAGGUGCAGGCCGUGAACCAGCUGGGACAGUGUGUGGACUACGUGGAGAUCUACGGUGGAGCAGGGCUGACCUCACAAGGUCGCUUCUGUGGCUUUGCCCCGCCCCCUGAUGUUACUGUCCUCGGCAACACGGCUGUGGUCCGUUUCCUCAGCAACAAAGCCAAUGUGGAGAAGGGUUUCCGUGGUUACUGGACCAUUGAUCCCAAUGUGUUCCCCACUCUGCCUCCCCCUCCCGCUAACCCUUGGGACAACAUCACUAUCAGCUGGCCUGAGACAUGUGGCAGCCCUGCUGUGCCCCCCAGUAAUGCUACCUUGAGAGUGGUCAACGGGGUGGAGGCUGUGCCCCACUCCUGGCCCUGGCAAGUCUCCAUGCAGGCCAGCCCGUUCAAUCCCAUCCCCUACAUGCAUGGCUGUGGAGGCUCCCUGAUCCACGAGGAAUGGAUCCUGACGGCCGCUCACUGCUUCAUGGCUCCUCUGGGUAACCCCGCCUAUUGGCGCAUGUGUCUGGGUAAACACCACAUGAACUCGUCCCGGGACCUCCCUUCCCAUGAGGCCUGCUACAAGGUGGACGGCAUCAUCAGGCACAAGGGCUUCGUGUACGAGCAGGACAAGACGGACAUCACUAACGACAUCGCCCUGGUGCACCUGAGCGCUGCGGUCAACAUGACCAGGGAGAUUAGUCCCGUGUGUUUGCCGGUGCCUGGCGCCCUGAUGCCUGCUGGGAAACCCUGCUACGUAACGGGUUGGGGAGACGAGAAAGGUAGCCUCUUCCCUGUUGUAUCUGAGAAGUUGAACCAGGCAGCUCUGCCCCUCGUCCCCUUCGCCACCUGCAGUAAACCAGCCUACUGGUGGGACACCCUGAGACCCUCCAUGAUCUGCGCUGGAUACGAGUCUCCAGACGAGCUCAAGUCAGCCUGCCAGGGUGACUCAGGUGGACCCUUCGCCUGCCAACCCUCGGCCUCCGACCCUUGGGAGGUCCAUGGCAUCGUCAGCUUCGGCGCCUUUGGCUGUAUCAAGGACAAGAAACCCUCUGUGUUCACCAGAGUGUCCUCCUUCAACGACUGGAUCGACGACAACAUGAAGAGGUUCAUCUAUGAGAAGUCGCUAAAUUAAGGCGAAAUCACUGAUCUCAGAACUCUUUGGUUAUGUUGAUUUAGAUGGUAUGGGUAGGAGUUGCUACCUAACCACAGAUCUAGGAUCAGAUUAUAAUGACUCAUCUCAGAACUGUUAUGUCAGGUUGGAUAGUGUGGGAUGGAGUUGGAACCUUACCACAGAUCUAGGAUCAGAUUAGUUUAACACUAUCUAUUAGGUAGGUGGGAAAUGAUCUGAUCCUGUUAGGGCAGCUUCUACUUCCACCUUCUAUACUCAUUAAGGUUUAACACAACAGUAUUUAUACACUGCAGGCCCCAAGAGGUUUCAUAAUACAUUUAACAUUUUAGUCAUUUAGCAGAGGCUCUUAUCCAGAGCGACUUAAAGGAGCAAUAAGUGCCUUGCUCAAGGGGCACAUCGACUGAUACAGUAUUUCACCUAUUCGGCUCAGGGUUUCGAACCUGGCCCAACGCUCUUAGCCGCUAGGCUACCUGCCGCCCCAGUAGGUAGGUAUAAUACACUCCAGCACCACAGUACCUUAUGGACAUUAGGAUUAUACUGUGUAUACCUGUACAGAUGAUUGUGGGAAUACUUUCUGAAUAAUGUCUGUAUAUCAAACUUAUAUUCUCACCAUGUAGAAAUAUUUUAAGUAAUGUGAUCAUGUUUCAUGUUGCAAUUGCUUACAUUCUGGAUCUUCGAAUAAAAUCCUUAUUUUGCA
Messenger RNA from Coregonus clupeaformis (lake whitefish), 2930 nucleotides. RefSeq names its product ovochymase-2-like. The annotation marks the transcript as partial. NCBI's taxonomy places the organism in Eukaryota, Metazoa, Chordata, Actinopteri, Salmoniformes, Salmonidae. Gene Ontology annotation, biological process: proteolysis. Gene Ontology annotation, molecular function: serine-type endopeptidase activity. The transcript is spliced from 13 exons. The record is from RefSeq and is a predicted model, not a curated record.